AUGUUCUUAGACGACGAAGACAAAAUCUCUGAAGGAGGGCAGGAUACCACCGGUGCGCCACAACAGCCCUCCAAGUCCUACGUGUGCCCAGAAUGGUGUCUGGAGGUGGAGGGAGGGAGCCAAGUCUCAAAGGGUAACUGGGCUCAGUGCUACGAAGUGUGGUGUCACAACAGACACUCCUGCAGCUGCAGGCCAAAGCCAGAGAGCAGUAUGCUGGAGAAGAUUCGGAAGUCGCUCACGAUUCGUAACACCGUCAUCAGGGAGCUGCUGGCAGAAGCUCUGGGGAUGUUCAUCCUCAUGAUUUUCGGCUUGUCUACUGUGGCACAAGUAGUAUUAGGAAGAGGAGCCUCUGGGGAACACCUGAGCAUCAAUAUGGGAUUUGGCAUUGGUGUUAUCUUGGCCAUCCAUGCAGCUGGAGGAGUUUCUGGAGCUCAUCUGAAUGGUGCCAUCACCCUCACACACUGCAUUUUAGGAAAUCUCCCCUGGAGAAAGUUCCCUGCUUACCUGGCUGGCCAGUGCCUGGGGUCCUUCAGUGCAGCAGCUGUUGUCUUUGCUCUUUAUUACGAUGCUCUGCAUGAUUACAGCAAUGGGAACUUUACAGUGAUAGGACCUAAUGCCACAGCAUCUAUCUUCUGCACUUACCCUGCCGCCCAUAUGUCUUUUCUGGGGAGCAUCUUCACAGAGUUUCUGGCGACUGUGAUGCUGCUCCUGGGCAUUCUGGUCAUCCAUGACGAGAAAAACAACGCAGCCCUUAAGGGCACACAGCCCCUGCUCACGGGUUUACUGGUCAUGGGCAUUGGCAUGGGGAUGGGGAUGAACACAGGCUACGCCAUAAACCCCUCUCGGGAUCUGCCCCCCAGGAUCUUCACAGCACUUGCUGGCUGGGGAAUGGAAGUCUUCACGGCUGGAAAUCACUGGUGGUGGGUCCCACUUGUAGCUCCAACAUUGGGAAGUCUUGCUGGUGUUUUAGUUUACAAACUCCUCAUUGAUUUUCACAACGAACCUCUGCUGGAAAGUGAGAAAGGACAGCUUGAGGUGGAGACCUCCAAGCUGUGA
Chaetura pelagica (chimney swift) is the source of this 1056-nucleotide messenger RNA. Its product is annotated as aquaporin-7-like. Gene Ontology annotation, molecular function: water channel activity; glycerol channel activity; urea transmembrane transporter activity. The record is from RefSeq and is a predicted model, not a curated record. NCBI's taxonomy places the organism in Eukaryota, Metazoa, Chordata, Aves, Apodiformes, Apodidae. Gene Ontology annotation, cellular component: plasma membrane; basolateral plasma membrane. The transcript is spliced from 7 exons. Gene Ontology annotation, biological process: glycerol transmembrane transport; water transport. The coding region runs from base 1 to 1056 and encodes 351 amino acids.